Amaranthus tricolor (Joseph's coat) is the source of this 2951-nucleotide messenger RNA. Its product is annotated as protein RDM16. NCBI's taxonomy places the organism in Eukaryota, Viridiplantae, Streptophyta, Magnoliopsida, Caryophyllales, Amaranthaceae. The record is from RefSeq and is a predicted model, not a curated record. Gene Ontology annotation, biological process: mRNA splicing, via spliceosome. Gene Ontology annotation, cellular component: U4/U6 x U5 tri-snRNP complex. The transcript has 6 exons. The coding region runs from base 154 to 2553 and encodes 799 amino acids.
CUUUCAUGUGGAAUUUGCAAACAACAUUGCUUUUUCAUAAACGGCUGGGUGUCUCUGGGCUAAGUGUACCGCAUCCCAAACUUCUCUAAAAUUAGGAACCUCCGUAACCCUAACAAAAGCCAGCAGAAGUAGAGAUAGACUUUAUUGGAAGAAAUGGAGGAUAAGAAGAGCCAUCGAAAGGAACACCGUCACCACCACAGAUCUUCCAAACAUCGCCACCAUGAAUAUGACGAUGAUGAUGACGAUUACCGCCGAUCAAGGAGAGAGAAAUCCUCUGAAGAUGAUCGCGAUUCCAAACGAGAUCGUGAGAGAGAAGGAAGUCGUGAUAGGGAUAGAAAGAAGAGGAAAGAUAGGGAAGAAGAAAGUGAGGAUAUGAUUAAUGAUGAUAAAAGGAUUAGGGUUCAUGAUGAUAAGGAUGAUGACAGGAGGUAUAGGAGUAAGGAUAAAGAUGCUGAAAAUGGUGUUGCUAGGGUUAAGGAUGAAUCAGUUGAUAAGGUGAAGAAAGAAAGUGUUGAGUCUAGUAAUGGUAGUAGGAAGAGAGAGAGGAGAAGGUUUGAGGAUGGCGGUGCUACUGUUGAGAAUUCGACUACAAAGAGUGGUUCCAUUCUAAAUGAUGGGCAUGUGGAAUCUCUCAACAUGUCAUCGACACUUGCUUCUGAAACCAAACAUGGAAAUAACCAUACUUCCACCAAGGUAUCUUCGAUUUCUACCACCAAUGAAAAUAAGGGAGUUAAUAUUACCAGAUCUCAUGCGGUUACUGGAAAAUCUAGUACAGAUGGGACACAUUCAAUUGCUGGCAAGAGUGGAAAUCUAUCUCUUGAUGCUUUAGCAAAAGCAAAGAAAGCUUUACAGAUGCAGAAGGAACUGGCUGAAAAGUUGAAGAAGAUUCCUUUGUUGAACAAAGGAACUGGUUUAAACAGUACUGUCUCACAACUGGGCUCAAAAGAAGGAAAUAAAGCACCCAAUGCUGCUGGGGUUCUACCGACACCAUAUACAACUGCUGGAGUUAUGGCAAGUACAUCUACCUUCCCUGCAGCAGCCACUGCUUCUGGUAAUCCAAUUGGUGCAAUAGAUCCUGCAAAAUAUGAGGCCGUAAAGCGUGCACAAGAACUUGCCGCCAAAAUGGGGUUCCGCCAGGAUGCAGAAUUUGCUCCCUUAAUUAACCUUUUCCCCGGUCAGAUGCUACCAGAUGUUGCAGCACUUCAAAAGCCUGCUAAGGCUCCAGUGCUUCGCUUGGAUGCUCUUGGUAGGGAAAUUGAUGAGCAUGGAAAUGUUAUCAAUGUGUCUAAACCAAGCAAUCUAAGCACCCUAAAGGUGAAUAUAAACAAACAAAAAAAAGACGCAUUCCAGAUUCAAAAGCCAGAAUUGGAAGUUGAUCCUGAGAAGAAUCCUCAUUUUGAUCCAAGGAUGGGUAUUGACAAAAACAAACUUCUUAGGCCAAAGAGAAUGACUUUCCAGUUCGUUGAGGAAGGAAAAUGGUCAAGAGACGCAGAAAGUAUCAAAUUGAAGAGUCAAUUUGGAGAAGCCCAAGCCAAGGAGCUCAAGGCUAAGCAGGCACAACUGGCUAAGGCAAAGGCCGAACCAAACAUAAAUCCAAAUUUGAUCGAGGUGUCAGAAAGAGUUAUCACUAAAGAGAAGCCAAAGGAGCCCAUUCCUGAAGUUGAAUGGUGGGAUGUACCUCUUCUGCGUUCCGGUGACUAUGCUGAUAUUGCUAGUGGUGGCACAUUUGAAGAGAAAGUGAAAAUGGAGAAGAUCACAAUCUAUGUUGAACAUCCUCGUCCAAUUGAGCCUCCUGCGGAGCCUGCCCCACCAAAACCACAGCCAUUGAAACUUACAAAAAAGGAACAGAAGAAACUUCGUACACAGAGACGCUUGGCUAAGGAGAAGGAUAGGCAGGAGAUGAUUAAGCAAGGUUUGAUUGAACCCCCCAAACCUAAAGUAAAAAUGAGUAACCUCAUGAGAGUUUUGGGCUCUGAAGCAACCCAAGACCCAACAAAAUUGGAAAUGGAGAUUCGAGCUGCAGCAGCUGAGCGUGAGCAGGCCCAUGUGGACAGGAACAUUGCUCGAAAGCUAACACCUGCUGAGCGACGUGAAAAGAAAGAGAGGAAGUUGUUUGAAGAUCUAAAUACCUUGGAGACUAUUGUUUCAGUUUACAAGAUCAAUGACCUUUCACACAAACAAAAUCGGUUUAAAGUUGACAUCAACGCACAGGAGAAUCGUUUGACUGGUUGUGCAGUAAUAUCUGAGGGCUUUAGUGUUGUGGUCGUUGAGGGUGGAGUCAAAUCCAUCAAGAGAUAUGGGAAGCUUAUGCUUCGACGGAUUAAUUGGGCCGCUAAAAUGGAAAAGGAGGAUGAGGAAGAAGAUGAAGAUGAAGAAGAGAAACCAGCAAACAAAUGUGUAUUGGUGUGGCAAGGGAGUGUAGCAAAACCUUCUUUUCACCGGUUUUCAGUCCAUGAUUGUCGAACUGAGGCUGCUGCUCGCAAAGUGUUUAUUGAUAAAGGUGUUGGCCAUUACUGGGAUUUGGCAGCAAACUUUGUGGAUGAUGAGAUAUGAAGGCCUUCUUAGUCUUACUUUUACUAUUCAUUUGAGGGUGGUAAUUUCAUUAUGUGCUGUGUUUUUGUACCUGCUAUCGAACUAGUAGAAUACAGUGCUUUCUGCAGAUAUAAAAUGUGAUCUUGUGGUCUUUGUAAGCCCUUUUUUUUGGAAACAUGUUUAUUGAUGGAGAUAUUAGGUGCAUAUCAUCAAGUGAUCUCCCUACCUAUUAAAACUAUGGCUCUCUCUGGUCUUCAUCCAGAUGAGUGUUAUUACAAUGGAAAGAUUUCAACGUUUUUUUGGUGCCAAUUACUGAGCUGUAUAUUGUGGUUAUCUGUAACUUGUACACAAGCAGGUACUUAAUGCUUUGCAUUACCCUGCAGAAAGUUUUUAACUUGGAGGACUUAUUUUGAUGAUUA